Messenger RNA from Photinus pyralis (common eastern firefly), 759 nucleotides. Its product is annotated as keratin-associated protein 19-2-like. The transcript is spliced from 2 exons. Bases 143 to 688 code for a protein of 181 amino acids. Lineage: Eukaryota; Metazoa; Arthropoda; Insecta; Coleoptera; Lampyridae. The record is from RefSeq and is a predicted model, not a curated record.
CUUUCGUAGGGCACGCGUGAAUAAAUUAACUACGGCGUGGUCUCCCAAGUGGGAGAACCAUCAUCAAGGUUAAUAACAGAUGCAGCACUAUAAGUAACAUGUCAUUCGAAUACGCUGGCAUAUUUUUAAGUUUUGCCUCAAGAUGAAGUCUUAUAUUGUUUUAUGUGCACUUGCCGCUGUUGUGACCGCGAAAGGUUCCGGCUACGGCCUGUUGGGUAAUUUGGGCUUCGGCAACGGUUACUAUGGGGGCUAUAAUGGUUACAACAAUUACGGCGGAUACGGUGGAUACGGCGGAUACGGCGGUUACGGUGGAUACAAUGGCUACAGACCGUCGGGUCUGGGUGGAUAUUAUCGACCGGGUUAUCGCCCAGGUUACUACGGCGGCGGUUACAAUAAUUUCGGCGGGUACCCCGGAUACGGAAGCGCAAUCGGCGGAUACCCCGGAUAUCCCGGCUUAGGAGGCGAAUUCGGCUACCAAGGAUAUCCAGGCUACAAUGGAUAUAAUCCAGGCUUUGGUGGCGGAUAUCAGCCGGGCUACGGUGGUUACAAUACAAAUAGCAUCGGCGGUUAUGCCCCUUCGGGUAGAAACUUUGGGCCAAGCUACGACGCGGAUGCGACGUCGGUUGACUCUGUGACGAGCAGUUUACACAACGACAAACGCGAAAAUAAAGGAGAGACCUUGCAGUAGGUAAUUAGGUUUAUUUUUUAAAUACGUUGUACCUAACUUAUAAGUGCCAAUAAAUCUUCGUUUUAUGUAAA